CGCUUGUUUUGCCAACCUUGCACCGACAAAGUAACCAUAAAAUGCCCCCUAACCUCACAUUGCCAAAAUGUCGGCUUUGAGACUCAAUAAAAGCGUUUUAAAACGUUGCAAGAAGUUUAAGUGCUUUUCCACGGCCGUGCAACACGACGAUGAGUACACGGCGACGCCCCAAUACCCCCCGAUCCUGGACAUGAGCCCCGACAAAAUCCAAGAACGGAAGAAAGAAGCCCUAUAUGAAGAAAUCAAAGCUGUGAAGACAGUCGAGGAAAAACAGAUUAAAUUAAACAUGCCUAAAUAUUACGGUUUUAAAAGCUACAUGUUAUAUGAGGAUUAUAUCCCUUAUAAUAGCCUGUCUUUAAUCCAACACGUUACAAGAACACAUUUGAUAAAAAACGACAAUUUGCCCCCUUUUUACAACGAUUUGGAUGUCUCAACGGUGGCAAAUGACGUAAAAACCGACAUUGAGGAGGUUAUUUUAGUCGAAACGGCGAGAAAAAGGUCAGUUUUAAUUUUUUUAACCAAAAAAUUGAUUUUUUUUUCUAGAGAAGGGGACAAAGUGGCGGUGGAAAACUCCCUCAGUUUUGAUUUAUCCAAACAAAUUAAUCGGAUUAUAAUGAGUCGGAUGUGUAGGGCUUUGCCCCAUUUAAUGGAGGCUCAUGUCGAUCUAAACCCCCGGGUUGAGUCCUUCUGGUUCGCCGGCGGUAUGAACCCCCCUGAGAACAUCAAACGGUACCGGAGGGGCACCGAGUGGCAAAAAAUCAAAGAAAACGAGCCAACGAACCGAGGCAUGAACUAUAUCGGUUCAUCAAACCUGUCUCUGAGGUCUGAUUUACCCUUGAGACAGUUAAUUUCCCCCAGUGAUGCGGAAAACCCCGAUUUGGGGGUCCCCCAUUUUGAGUUUGACCCCCGAACUGUGGGUACAGUGGCCAACGAGCACCGACAUAUAGCCAAUAUUCCAGGUUUCUGGCCUGGGGAUUCUAGGGAAUUUGGUUUUUUGUCGUACCACAAGCGCGGGCAUUUAAUCACACGUCACUAUAACGAUGUUGAGGAUCAUAAAGAAGCCAUUGACCGACAGGGGAUUUUAGCGUCGUUUGGUUGGCUAAACGCCCAAGCCAACUAUCAGGGUUUUACCACUUUUAAUGACAUCACGUAUCCAUUUGUGACUCAAACUGUGGUCACUAAUGGACAAAUCUGGUCGUUUUAUGUCUACCAACUUAACACAAUUGUGAAUCACUCUAAGUUUUUCACUGAAAACCCCAAACGGAAUGUUUGUUGGGGAACCCCCGAAGUGAAGUUGUUUGAAGGGGUGGAAAAUGAUAAAUUGAUCGGAUUCAAUGAUGAUGUUUUGAAAAUGUUGUUGAAGUUUUAUGCGAAUGCUCCAGAGGAGAAAUUGGGGGUUAAUAUGAAGCCGUUUUUGGGUAAAGAAGAGAAAUUUAUUGCUGAUUAUGAGGAUGCUGAUAAGAGGGAGUGGCUUGAGAGGGAAUAUAAAUUUUUAGUGUCAAAUAGGCCGAGGGAUCAACUCGGUUAUGAAAUUUAUGCCUGGGAGAAAAUUUAUAAAAUUGAUCACCAGACUAGGUUUAUGGACAAGAAAAGGAGACCGUUUGAGUUUAAAAUGAAACCAUCGAAUAGGAGGCUGGAUGAGCGGUUACCGAGGUAUAUCCCGAGGGCUUUGAGGCCCCAUUUGCCCCGACAUAAGGGACGAUACGCCAAGGAAUAUUUCCCUUAAACAUUGUAACAUAGUUUGUUAAUAAAUCAAUUUAAAAAAUGUGUUUUUUUUAUUUUU
Messenger RNA from Tribolium madens (black flour beetle), 1783 nucleotides. It is a transcript of the gene mRpS30, whose product is annotated as 28S ribosomal protein S30, mitochondrial. Bases 68 to 1726 code for a protein of 552 amino acids. NCBI's taxonomy places the organism in Eukaryota, Metazoa, Arthropoda, Insecta, Coleoptera, Tenebrionidae. The record is from RefSeq and is a predicted model, not a curated record. The transcript has 2 exons. Gene Ontology annotation, cellular component: ribosome; mitochondrion; mitochondrial large ribosomal subunit. Gene Ontology annotation, molecular function: structural constituent of ribosome. Gene Ontology annotation, biological process: translation.